ACCAAGCUUGUGGAUGAAUACUUCAAAGGAACGGCUACUAGUAUUGAAGGUAUUGGCAUCAAAGAAUUGGCAGAAGAAUCGGUUCGUUGGCAUGAAGAUGCAUUUGGCGACAAGCAAGUUUACAAAAAGCAUCUCGAUGUGGGCGGUGAUUAUGCCUACCGCAUUCGUGGUGAGAGUCACGUCUGGAAUCCCAACACGAUUGCUAAACUACAGCAUGCAGUACGUGCUAAUAAUGCCAAGACCUUUGGUGAGUUUUCUCAGUUGGUUGAUGAGCAAAACGAGAAUUUACUUACGCUACGUGGUCUGAUGGAGCUUAAGCUUGCAGAUAAGGCGCUUCCUAUUGAUGAAGUGGAGUCAGUAGCGGAGAUCGUUAAACGGUUUUCCACAGGGGCAAUGUCGUUCGGUAGUAUUUCUUACGAAGCACAUUCAACCCUAGCCGUUGCAAUGAAUCAAAUCGGUGGUAAAUCGAAUACCGGGGAAGGUGGCGAAGAAGCCAGUCGCUUUAUGCCGUUAGCCGAUGGUUCAAUGAACCCAGAGCGUUCUGCUAUUAAGCAAAUAGCAUCGGGACGUUUUGGUGUUACUGCUGAAUACUUAGUGAAUGCCGAC
Messenger RNA from Priapulus caudatus, 606 nucleotides. Its product is annotated as glutamate synthase [NADPH] large chain-like. The annotation marks the transcript as partial. The record is from RefSeq and is a predicted model, not a curated record. Gene Ontology annotation, molecular function: glutamate synthase activity. NCBI's taxonomy places the organism in Eukaryota, Metazoa, Priapulida, Priapulimorpha, Priapulimorphida, Priapulidae. The transcript has a single exon.